Messenger RNA from Coregonus sp. 'balchen', 8312 nucleotides. NCBI's taxonomy places the organism in Eukaryota, Metazoa, Chordata, Actinopteri, Salmoniformes, Salmonidae. The record is from the annotation of a GenBank genome assembly.
ACUGCGCUCUCCGGUCUAUUCUUAAUCAGACGGGCAGUCGGUGGGGGCACGUCUGAUUAGAAAUCUACUUUUUAGGGACUCAAUUUACAAAUUAAAGGAUUACUACGCAAGUGACCAAAUAAGGGGACGUGUAGCCUACUCUUCCCUAUGACCAAUAAUUAUUUAUUAUACGAGGUUCCAUACUUUGGACGAGUAUGCGCUAUGUUUUUCAUUAUUGUUUAAGAGCCUUUAAACAAUUUUAAAGGUUUGUGUUUUCUCGGUUUAUAAAAAAAGUUUCGAAGGUUUUCUAAUAGCCUACGGUUUAGAAAACCUGUCAUCGAAAGGAAAAACUUUCGAUACACAAGUCGCUACCACACAGCCGGAAUAAGGAACAAAAGCAUCUGUACCAACAACACAGGCGGUGUUGCCGCCACACUUCAAAGCGAAAUAACCUGUUCAAUUUGUCAAUGACUUUCAUACCUCUUCUGCUUUGGCUCAGUGAACAGACAUCCUGAGCAAGAACCAACGAAAGCUCAUUUGAACUCUUAUUUUAUGCAUACAUAGCUAAUUUGUAACUGUUUAAGUUACAAAGACUGCCUUGAACCACUAGGCUAUUUAUUUUAUAAAGGAAGAAAAUAACAUUUGUCUGAAGCUCUCCAAUCUCUUUGGUUUCCUCAACAGCGCAUGUGUUUUUGCUAAGUUUACUGCACAUUUCGAGUUUCUUGACAAGCAAAGCACUACACCCGAAGCUGGAGUUACCAGACCAUUGUUCUGUUUCGAAGAGCGGACCCCUUUGUCUUCCACCGCCAAGGUAACAGUUGUUAACAUUUUUCGCCCUACCUUCAAAGUAUGCAUGUUUUUAUCAUUAGGCUACAGUUUAAGGGGUUGCUUGCAGUCCCGACUCGUAUUGAGAAUUCAUUGAUUUUUUACGUGUAUGCCUAUGUUGUGAAACAACAAGGUUAAACUUUAGAAAGUGAUGGUGAAACUCUUCCUACGAGUCACGACCUACCCCUCCUCGCGGCCGGGGAAUGUCUAUCGCAACAUUGUAUUCCCCUCGCGCUCACUGUUUCUCGGAAUUGCUCACUGUUCUGACAAUUUUCGCCCGGUUCAACAAAUAUUUAUUUUUGACUAAAACAUGACCCCCAUGUGACCUCUCGUGGUUAUAAUGGCAAUUUAUCAUAAUUUUUUACCUGAACUUCUUGCGUUAUUUGGCGCUUUCAAAACAACGGAUAACUCGGAAAAACGAGGUCAACUCAUGAACUUUGAUCGUCAGAAAGUCGGUACUCUAGAAAGAUGCCCGAGUUCCCGAGUUGGAUGACGAUUCAAAACGAUUCUUCCCAGUCGAAGGUCGUUUUUUUUCGAGUUCCCAGUUGUCUUGAACGCUCGGAAGUCGGAUAUUUCCGCGUUCCCAGUUGUUUUGAACGCAGCAUUAGAAGAAUCUAAUGGAAGCGUGACGUCACUUUCAUGACGUUUGCCCAUGAUUUCAUUUGGGUGGCUGUGAAUGACUCGUUGAGUCGGAGCCGCAUUUCGAAAGAGACAGAUAGUAAUUUGAGUAAUGCAUAGCCUAUUACAGGCAACACUGCUCAUCAGUCGAGACUCCAUGGCAUCAUCCAAGCUCUUUUAGCCUAUUAUAUGGCACUGUGAAAUGGUGGAUAUGAUUCACGUCUGCUAAUGCAGUUCCCUUGUCACAGAUUAAUUGUAUAUUCAAGUUCCCCUUGUCACAGAUACAUUGUGUGUGUACUAAAAAGGGGAUUUGCACACACCAAGUUCUUCUAGCUAGUUUUGUCACUAUGCAUUUGAAAUGUUGUCUUUAUGUAACAUGCAUUUUCAGUGUAUUCAAUCUGUGGUUUAGUCACAUCCUAGCAUAUGUCAAUGAAACCCACUAAAACAACUUAUGUGACUUUCAGAUGAGUGUGAACAUCUCCUCUCCCGCCCCUGCACCUACUCGUCCCCUGCGGCUGAAGCGGCUGGAGCUGGACGACCCUCAGGAUGACACAGAGGCCCUGAAAUGCAAGCGUCACCGGCUGAGCCUUCCACCAUCAUCCCCUGGCCUGGCCCCCUGCCUGAGGCCCCUGAGCCACAGUCCGGGCUCCGACCAGCACUGUGUGUCCUGCAUUGGUCCCUACGUCCUGCUAGAACCCACAGAGGGGACAGAGACCUACAGGGCCAUCCACAGGGUUACGGAGCAGGAGUACACCUGCAAGGUAUGUAUUGUAGCUAGCCCCAUCACAGUAUAGAGUGCAGUGGUGUACCGCAGUUUCACGGGCCCCUGCAAGGUCUGAGCAAGGGCCCCCAACCCCCAAUAUACACUGAGUGUAAAAAACAUUAGGAACUCUUUCCAUGAAAAAAAUAAAAAAUGUAUGCACUCACUAACUGUAAGUCGCUCUGGAUAAGAGCGUCUGCUAAAUGACUAAAAUGUAAAUGUAAAUGACAGACUGACCAGGUAAAAGCUGUGAUCCCUUACUGAUGUUACCUGUUAAAUCUACUUCAAUCAGUGUAGAUGAAGGGGAGGAGACAGGUUAAAUAAUGAUUUUUAAGCCUUGAGACAAUUGAGACAUGGAUUGUGUAUGUGUGCCAUUCAGAGGGUGCCUUUGAACGGGGUAUGAUAGUAGGUGCCAGGCGCACAGGUUUGAGUGUGUCAAGAACGACAAUGCUGCUUGGUUUUUCACGCUCAACAGUUUCCCAUGUGUAUCAAGAAUUGCCCACCACCUAAAGGACAUCCAGCCAACUUGACACAACUGUGGGCCAGCAUCCCUGUGGAACGCUUUCGACACCUUGUAGAGUCCAUGCCCCGACGAAUUGAGGCUGUUCUGAGGGCAAAAGGGGGUGCAACUCAAUAUUAGGAAGGUGUUCUUAAUGUUUUGUGCACUCAGUGUGUGUGUAUAUAUAACAAAAAAAUAAAUGCAACAUGUAAAGUGUUUCAUAAGCUGAAAUAAAAGAUCCCAGACAUUUUCCAUAUGCACAAAAAGCUUAUUUCUCAAAUUUUGUGCACAAAUUUGUUUACAUCCCUGUUAGUGAACAUUUCUCCUUUGCCAAGAUAAUCCAUCCACCUGACAGGUGUGGCAUAUCAAGAAGCUGAUUAAACAGCAUGAUCAUUACAGGUUCACCUUGUACUGGGGACUAUAAAAGUGUGCAGUUUUAUCACACAACACAAUGCCACAGAUGUGUCAUGUUUUGAGGGAGCGUGCAAUUGGCAUGCUGACUGCAGGAAUGCUGUUGGCAGAGAAUUGAAUGUUAAUUUCUCUAUCAUAAGCCGCUUCCCACGUCGUUUUAGAGAAUUUGGCAGUACGUCCAACCGGCCUCACAACCGCAGACCACGUGUAACCACGCCAGCCCAGGACCUCCAUAUCCGGCUUCUUCACCUGCAGGAUCGUCUGAGACCAGCCACCCGGACAGCUGAUGAAACCGAGGAGUAUUUCUGUCUGUAAGAAAGCCCUUUUGUGGCGAAAAGCUCAUUCUGAUUGGCUGGGCCUGGCUCUCAAGUGGGUUGGCCUAUGCCCUCCCAGGCCCACCCAUGGUUGCGCCACUGCCCAGUCAUGUGAAAUCCAUAGAUUAGGGCCUAAUUCAUUUAUUUAAAUUGAUUUAUUUCCUUAUAUGAACUGUAACUCAGUAAAGUCGUUGAAAUUGUUGCAUGUUGCGUUUUAUAUUUUUGUUCAGUAUAUACACUACAUGGCCAAAAGUAUGUGGACACGCCUUCAAAUUAAAGGAUUCGGCUAUUUCAGCCACACCCGUUGCUGACAGGUGUAUAAAAUCGAGCACACAGCCUUGCAAUCUCCAUAGUCAAACAUUGACAGUAGAAUGGCCCCUACUGAAGAGCUCAGUGACUUUCAACAUGGCACCGUCAUAGAAUGCCACCUUUCCAACAAGUCAGUUCGGCAAAUUUCUGCCCUGCUAGAGCUGCCCCUGUCAACUGUAAGUGUUGUUACCGUGAAGUGGACAUGUCUAGGAGCAACAGUGGCUCAGCCGUGAAGUGGUAGACCACACAAGCUCACAGAACGGGAGUGUUGAAGCACGUAGCUUGUAAAAAUUGUCUGUCCUCGGUUGUAACACUCACUACCGAAUAUUAUACAUUUUUUAUUUUUUUGUGUCUUAAAAAAAAAACUGCCUCUGGAUUUAACGUCAGCACAAUAACUGUUAGUCGGGAGCCGAGCAGCUGCACACAAGCCUAAGAUCACCAUGCGCAAUGCCAAGCGCCGGCUGGAGUGGUGGAAAGGUCACCGCUAUUGGACUCUGGAGCAGUGGAAAUGCGUUCUCUGGAGUGAUGAGUCACGCUUCACCAUCUGGCAGUCCGACGGACAAAUCUUGGUUUGGCGGAUGCCAGGAGAACGCUACCUGCCCGAAUGCAUAGUGCCAACUGUAAAGUCUGGAGGAGGAAUAAUGGUCUGAGGCUGUUUUUCAUGGUUCGGCCUCUUAGUUCCAAUUAAGGGAAAUCUUAACUGUACAGCAUACAAUUACCUUCUAAACGAUUCUGUGCUUCCAACUUUGUGCCAACAGUUUGGGGAAGGCACUUUCCUGUUUCAGCAUGACAAAGUGAGGUCCAUACAGAAAUGGUUUGUGAAAGAACUUGACCAGCCUGCACAGAGCGCUGACCUCAACCCUAUUGAACACCUUUGGGAUGAAUUGGAACUAAUCACCCAGCAUCAGUGCCCAACCUCACUAAUGCUCUUGUGGCUGAAUGGAAGCAAGUCCCUGCAGCAAUGUUCCAACAUCUAGUGGAAAGCCUUCCCAGAAGACUGGAGGCUGUUAUAGCAGCAAAGGGGGGACCAACUCCAUAUUAAUGCCCAUGAUUUUGGAAUGAGAGAUUGGAGAACCUUCCAGAAGGACAACCAUCUCUGCAGCAAUCCACCAAUCAGGCCUUUAUGGUAGAGUGGCCAGACGGAAGCCACUCCUCAGUAAAAGGCACGACAGCCCGCUUGGAGUUUGCCAAAAGGCACCUAAAGGACUCUCAGGCUAUGAUAAACAAGAUCCUCUGGUCUGAUGAAACCAAGAUUGAACUCUUUGGCCUGAAUGCCAAGCAUCACGUCUGGAGGAAACCUGGCACCAUCCCUACGGUGAAGCAUGAUGGUGGCAGCAUCAUGCUGUGGGGAUGUUUUUUAGCGGCAGGGACUGGGAGACUAGUCAGGAUUGAGGGAAAGAUGAACAGAGCAAAGUACAGAGAGAUCCUUGAUGAAAACCUGCUCCGUAGCUCUCAGGACCUCAGACUGGGGUGAAGGUUCACCUUCCAACAGGACAAUGACCGUAAGCACACAGUCAAGACAACGCAGGAGUGGCUUUGGGACAAGUCUCUGAAUGUCCUUGAGUGGCCCAGCCAGAGCCUGGACUUGAACCCGAUCGAACAUCUCUGGAGAGACCUGAAAAUAGCUGUGCAGCAACGCUCCCUAUCCAACCUGACAGAGCUUGAGGCGAUCUGCAUAGAAGAAUGGGAGAAACUCCCCAAAUACAGGUGUGCCAAGCUUGAGGCUGCCAAAGGCGCUUCAACAAAGUACUGAGUAAAGGGUCUGAAUACUUAUGUAAAUGUAAUAUUUCCGUUUUUUAUUUUUAAUACAUUUGCUAAAAUGCGGUGUGCGCAAUGAGCAUGCUGUGUUGGCUUAGUCAAGUCAUUUAAUUGUCACUACUGGCUUACAAGCAGGGUUUCCCAAACUCAGUCCUGGGGUCCCCCUGGGUGCACAUUUGGGCUUUUGCCCUAGCACUACACAGCUGAUUCAAAUAUUCAAAGCUUGAUGAUGAGUUGGUUAUUUUACUCUGCUGUGUAGUGCUAAGGCAAAAACCAAAACAUGCACCCAGGGGGGGCACAAGGACCGAGUUUGGGAAACCAUGGCUUACGGUGAAGUUGACCUAUGCACACAUCCUUUUGGUGUGACAUUAUUUGACAAUGAGUUCACUCAAGUGGGUACAUUACCCUCAGUGGAUACAUUACCCUCAGGAGAAGACAUUCAUAUAGUCUGUAGUUUGUAAUUUGACCAUGACCUUAUGAACUAUGACCUCUAACCUAACUCUACCAGGUGUUCUCUAUGAGGCGGUACCAGGAGUUCAUCGCCCCCUACAUUCGCCUGCUGCCCCACGACAACAUCUGCCGCAUCGCUGAGGUGGUGACGGGCGAGCACAGCGUCUUCGUCUUCUUUCAGCGCAACUACGGCGACAUGCACUCAUACGUGCGCACGUGCAAGCGGCUCCAGGAGGAGGAGGCGGUGCAUCUCUUCAGCCAAAUGGCGGUGGCGGUGGCACACUGUCACAAGCAUGGCGUGGUCCUGCGCGACCUCAAGCUGCGCAAGUUUGUCUUCGUGGACCAGCAGAGGUUAGUAGUUUAUGCUCUUCUUAAAGUGGCAUUCAGCAGUUGAAACAAUAACAAAGCGCUCUACCCACCCCUGUUUCGGUAAAAAGCUAAGGGAUGGAUAAACGUAACGACUGACCAUCUACUGUAUAAAAAUUCUAGUUUUAACCAUAGUUUGAGGCUAUAUAGUGUUUGUUUAAAUUGACUUUGUUUAAUAACAUUGGAGUAAAAUGGGCUAUUAUUUUGGGUUCUAAUGGGAUAAGUUAUAUUCUUCAAGAAUCAAUGGGUAGAUAUAAUUCAUUUUAAGUCAAGAAAUGGAUGUAGUAACUGCUGAUUGCCCCUUUUAACUUAUUUAACUUAACCUAAUUUUAGCUGAGGAACAUGGUCAUUGGAUUUUCUGUUUGCAGGUUGGAUUGACUUACAGUAGUGACUGAGACAUGUGGCCCAAAUUCAUCAUCUGAAUGUUUACUUGAGACAAGACAGCCAGGCAUAUGUGGACUAAGUUCAGUUGCAUUAUGUCACUGCUAAAGAAGGCCCUUUAGUUAAGCAACUGUCAAAAUGGCACUAAAGCUCCUCAUGAUGCCUUCAUCAUAACAGCUAUGUCAUGUGAUUAGGGCUAUAUUUCUCCCACCCUGUAAACACAGGUGUCAUUCCAGACAGAGUUAUGUAAGCUACUGUAUUAUGCAUAUGACCCAGUGAAUCACACAAAGCAGAAAACGACAUGUCGUCGCACCAUGUGGGGGUAUGAUGAUGAUGACUCAACAUCUCUCUCUGGUUCUCCUUCCUUUCAGGACCAAGCUUGUUCUUCAUAACCUGGAAGACUCCUGUCUGCUCCACGGGGACGACGACUCUCUUACGGACAAGCACGGCUGCCCGGCCUAUGUGGGCCCCGAGAUCCUCAACUCGCACCACUCGUACUCAGGGAAGGCUGCUGAUGUCUGGAGCCUGGGCGUGGUGCUGUACACCAUGCUGGUGGGUCGAUACCCGUUCCAGGAUGUGGAACCCGCCGCCCUCUUUAGUAAGAUACGCCGGGGGACGUUCACAGUGCCAGAGUCGCUCUCGGUGCGGGCCAAGUCGCUGGUGUGCUGCAUGCUGCGUAAAGCACCCUCUGAGAGACUGGAGGCCUCGGAACUGCUGCUCCACCCAUGGCUGAACUGUUCCAACAACACAACACCUCCCAACACGCACCUCAACGCCAGGAACUGCACUGACCAAGUGGUCCCCAGCUACACAGAAGCGACUGAGGACACGGGCUGUUUCUAGAAUAAAAAGAAAAAUGUCCUCUGUCCUUUGUCGCAGUGAUGCAAGUACAGCAGUAUAAUCUCCGUAGAGGGAAUACUGGUAAUGCAGGGGUUUUUCCUACCUACCUUACAUGUUUGGUGACACUUAAGAAACAUAACAUAGUCAAAUGGCAUUACAAAUUGCUAAUGUCUAACUGCAGUUUGGUAUCAAUGUUGUCAAAGCUUUGUUAAUCUGUUGUUAGACAUUAGCAUGUAUAGAUGUUGAAGUUGUGCUUUUGAAGAAGUUGUGAACGUGUUCUGCAGGGCCCUUAAUCGAAAUUGAUACCAAAUGUAUUAUAUAGUUCUGUGUCAUGAAGCAUGUGUUUGUUUAGGUAGUGACAUUGCUGUUCCGCAAAGCAGUAACUACUAACUACUGGAUCUCCUGGCCACAUGUGUAACAGACGCCUCCUUCCAGUUAGAUGUACAUCUGCUUGUCUAGGGUCCAAUGCAGUUAUUUCCACACUGCAGUGUAACAUCAAGAAAAGCGCUUUUCAAAAGCUACCCAACUAUUGUGCUUUAACCAAUGGAAAUUGUUUUGUUGACUCAAUGGGAAUCACAGGUGAAAACAGUCCUCCAGAUACCUUGCCCCAUAUAGAAGGAGUCUGUCUAGCAGUAUUCCCCUUUCGCAGAAAGCAGUAAUUUCACCAAUUUUUGAUCGUGAGCAACUCAGUUGGGAACACUAAAUUGAAGAUGUAUACUGAACAAAAAUGGAAACGCAACAAUUUCAAAGAUUUUACUGAGUAACAGUUCAUAGAAGGAAAUCCGUCAAUUGAAAUAAAUUC